AAAUUUCACGCGUGUAGUAAACAUCAGUUUUGAACUUACCACAGAAUGAAAUACACUUUCGGUUUUUGUUGUUUUACAUGUACUGUACAGAUACAUGGACGCAAGAGGUUGUACAACGCUGCCAGCUAUAUCACGAGGACCUACAAUAACAUAAUGCCACGGGCCAUUUAACGGCUGCACUUACCUGACUUGGCACAAUUCUCUCGGUUUUUGGGAUGUCCUGAGCGGUAUAUUUUUAUUUUCCCGAUCCUGACCCUCGAUAUCGGAAAAUGACUUGGAGCAGGGAGUUUUUAUGGGGAAUAUGCCUUACCACCAUGGUGAUGGUGGUAGUUCAGUCUUUACAGCCACUUCCUCAGGAAAGCCUCGACUGGUGCGCGAACAGCAAUGUGACGUCCAGUACGUCGGCACCGCCAUCCGUGCCCACAUCUUUCCAACUGGCACCUUUUCCCACCUUCAACUGUCAACCCAUGAAGCAGGAAGAGUGCGAUAACAUGGCCUUUCUUAUGAUCCCCGAAUGUGUGGGUUCGUCCGUGGUGGACCUGAAUUUCAAGCACCCCAACCGCAGCCAAAGCUCGUUAAUUUUCCGCAACAUCAGCCUGGGCAUGGCCACGGUCCGGGCGGAUCGCGCAGUCCGGCUGGGCAUGUACGACACCUACCUCACGAUGACCAAGAUGGCGGUGGCCGUGGACUACCACUUCCUCCCGGAGGGUAUGUUCAUCCACCAGGCUCUGGAUCCCAUCCGCCGCAACAUUAUCGAAUUCACCAUGUACAACUGCCACUAUCGCUGUACCGGCAAAAUGCCGACACUGAAUUUCACCAGUCUCUUGAGCUUCACCAUCGAUAAAUGCGACUACAGUUACCGGAAACCGCUAACGGUGCACCGCGAUGAUUUUGCCCAGAAUCUCCGUCUGCGCUCCAUCGUCUUCAGUGAAUGCGUCACGAUGGAGCUGGAGCCGUAUACCUUCACGCACAUCCCGGAUCUGCGCUUACUGGCACUGGAGAAGAAUUUUUUUCUCUCUUCCUGGAUGGACGAAAAGGCUGCUCGCGAUCAACAGUUGCGACUGCGGCAUUGUGAUUGCGAAUACGCCUGGUUGCGGGAUCUCUUCCGGGUUAAUCCCGGACUGAUUGCACCGAAAAGCGCCGGCCAGUUGUAUGAAAUGUGCCAAGCCGUUAGUCCGGCGAUAACGAGAGAAGAGAUCUUCAUACCGAUUGACUGCAAGAAUCCGAAGCUUCCUCAGGACAAGAAUCAAGUGGCCUGGACGGAGACGCGCAUUUUCUCAAACGAUGCAUCCCAAAAACGGUUCCCCUCAUUGUUUUUAGUUUUUGGUGUUGUUUUUUACCUGACGGUUUGACAAAUGCAUGCAUGUUCUUAUUUAUGAUCUUAUUUGAUGCAGGCCAGUCCGGGUAUCCAAAGUUGCCCAGACUGUAAACAUGUGCUCAUUCUAAAUCUCUCUGCAUUUUCAAUCAUACAGAGUUAUGAUUGUUGUUGUUAUUGUUAUAAUUACUGUCACUUCUGUGUCUUGUCAGGGCUUCCGGUUUUUGUCCUAAUCUAAGCACUACUUUUAUUCAAACCGUUCUUGUGCGGCAUAUCAUCCAUGCCUUUUUAUCCAACAUUUUGCUCUCGCCUUUUAAGAUGGUGGAUAAAAAGAGCAGAUUGACAAAUAAACAGAU
Paramacrobiotus metropolitanus is the source of this 1671-nucleotide messenger RNA. RefSeq lists its product as uncharacterized. NCBI's taxonomy places the organism in Eukaryota, Metazoa, Tardigrada, Eutardigrada, Parachela, Macrobiotidae. Bases 270 to 1352 code for a protein of 360 amino acids. The record is from RefSeq and is a predicted model, not a curated record. The transcript is spliced from 4 exons.